AUGUACAGUAAUCAAGGUAGUCAACCCACAAAGUAUAUCGAAAUUGCAUCAAAUGGUCAAGUUAUUCGCCAAGCAGCUACCGUUCCACCUGAUGUGGAGAUGAAUUAUCUUGCUCUGCAAGGUACUGCAACUUACAAUAACACAUCUUCGAAUAGUCAAUGGCCAACGUAUGCAUCUCAAUCAUCAAGCAAGAAACAAUGGUGGCAAAGUUCCGGACCAUAUAAUCCUUAUCGAACAACGUAUCAAGAUUAUGGUCCUUCAAAAAAUAAACCUCAUUCUAUGUCUAGUAUGUACUACACGCAACCUUAUCCGUACGGUCAAAUUUCCAAUGUGAAUGGUAGUAGUAAAAAUCUAUAUGAAAUGACAUCUUAUCCGGCUACUACUUCGAUGCCUUCCAAUUCACCUCGACCUUUACAAUAUAUAUAUAAUUAA
Molecule: messenger RNA, 432 nt
Organism: Rotaria socialis
Lineage: Eukaryota; Metazoa; Rotifera; Eurotatoria; Philodinida; Philodinidae
Source: the annotation of a GenBank genome assembly